Messenger RNA from Stegodyphus dumicola, 2648 nucleotides. RefSeq names its product Ceramide kinase (gene Cerk). The record is from RefSeq and is a predicted model, not a curated record. Gene Ontology annotation, biological process: phosphorylation; ceramide metabolic process. Gene Ontology annotation, molecular function: ceramide kinase activity. Lineage: Eukaryota; Metazoa; Arthropoda; Arachnida; Araneae; Eresidae.
GUCAUUUUCGCCAUUCAUUGAAGCACGUAAAAAAAUUAGCAGUCAGCUGCUUCUCCCUUUCUAGUCUUGCCAGAGAGUGCUUUCGCACCGACUGCGGAUAUUCUUGAUGUGUCUCAGCGCAAAAGAAUGGCUUUACUUGUUAACCACUUAAAUAGGAGUUUCAUUCUAAAUGGAAUCUUUUCUACCAAAGGUUGUAGAAUACAUUUGAUUUUGACGAAAGAGAAUAUUUCGUGGGAAGUUGAAAAUGAACCAAAAUCACAAACUGUUAUUCCUUUGGGACGUUUAGUUAGUGUCACUCCUUGUGAUUGUUCAGGUUUCAGACAACCAAAACCUUCACAAUGUAGUUACUGCAGGCAUCAGCCAAACAAUAUCACCAAUUCAGGGUCUGGACUGCUGUCAACGCAUGCAAAAUCAAUGAAGUUGCAUUUUGCUGUGCCCUUUGGUAGACAUAUGUGGAAGUUAGAAAGUCAGAUCUUUAGACCACUUGAAAGCACAAGAUUAAAAGAUUGGAUCGAUUCCAUACAGGAUUCUCUUUCAGAAUUAAAUCGCCCAAAAAGUCUCCUAAUCUUCAUAAAUCCAUAUGGAGGAAAGAAGAAAGGAGUGAAAAUUUUUGAAAGAAAAGUUUCACCCCUUUUUCAUUUAGCUGGUAUUGAAUCUCAUGUUGUAGUGACUCAAAGAGCAAAUCAUGCUAAGGAAAUGAUAGAAGAUAUUGAUAUUCAUAAAUUUGAUGGGAUAAUAUGUGUUGGUGGAGACGGAAUGUUUAGUGAAAUUUUAAACAGUGUUGUACUCAAGACUCAGAAAGACAAAGGAAUAGACGUUAAUGAUAUUUAUAAUAAUCUAAUGGUUCCUAGGAUUCCACUUGGAAUAAUUCCUGCUGGAUCUACAAAUGCUGCUGUUAACUGCAUCACAGGAUCUUGUGAUCCAAUUUCAGCCACUCUUCUCAUUGUGAUGGGUGAUUAUACUGGUGUUGAUAUAUGUGGAGUAUAUAGUGCAGGACGUUUUCUGAGGUUUGCUGUAACAUUUCUGUCGUAUGGAUAUUUUGGUGACGUUAUUCGUGAUAGCGAAAAGCUUCGGUGGAUGGGACCUAAACGAUAUGAUUUUUCCGGUCUGAAAAAAAUUUUAUGUAGGAAAUUAUAUGAAGGAGAAUUGCAGCUUGAAGUAGAUCUUCCUACGAAUCAUUCAGUGUGGUUGAAAGAACGCUGUUGUGUUAAUUGUGAAACUUGCUCAAAGGCAACAGAAUUACCAAAUGAAGAAGUUCGAAGUCCAACGAAAAAAAUAAAAUGGUUAUCUGUUCGUGGAAGUUUUAUUGCAAUUAAUGCAGCAGUUCUGAGUUGUGCUUGUUAUAAGUCAACAAAGGGAAUAUCUCCUUCUCAACAUUUGGGUAAUGGCUAUUGUGAUGUCAUUAUUGUAUCAUCCUGUUCACGCUUUAAUUAUCUGAGGUAUCUACUGCGAACAUCGUACCAUCAUAAAAGUCCUUUUGACUUAAAUUUUGUGCAAGCAUACAGAGUUAGAGAGUUCAGAUUUAAUCCCUUAAUAACUGAUGACAAAACACCAGCUGCUGGUUGUGCUGGUCUUGAAGGAAACUGGCAAGAAUUAAGCACUAGUGUUUGGAAUUGUGAUGGAGAAGUUGUGAAUGAGCCUUCUGUUACUGCAAGGGUUCAUUGUCAGUUGAUAAAUGUGUUUGGAAGAGGUUUUGAAGACAGAAAAGAACAGUCUUUAUUAACAAAUUGUUUUAAAUUUUUAAGAAAAUAAUGUAAGGAAAUUGCACGAGAUUAUUAUUAAAAUUUUAAAUGCUUAUUUAUAGAAUUAAUGAAUAAAAUAUAUUUUUGUUCCUUUAAUGUAUAACAAGUAAUGAGGUAUUAUGAUAAAUCAUUCCAUUUCUAAAGUGAUAUCUAAAUGUAUACAAAACUUCCCAUACUGUCCUGUUUUAAUGUUAUUCUGUGAUUAAUAAUCGCAUGGUUCUAGAACUAACAAAAUAUUGUUUAAUAUUUAAGUAACAUAAAUUAAAUAUUUAUAUAGUUUUAGGAAAAUGAUAUAUAAUGUAUAUGUCAUCAUGUCCACUUGGUGAUUAUUUAAAUUUAAAAUAAAUUUGAAAGAAUUAUUCAAAUGCUGUAUUAAUCAGAAAGAUUUCAGAAAAUUUUCUAAUUAAAACAUCAAAAGAAAAUAAAUGCAUAGAUAAAAUAAAAGUGCAGACAUAAUUUUAAUUUUUCUAUUGACAAGCUUUGCUUCAGAUGUGGUAAGCAGAGGACUGAUAUUUAUUUUAUUGAAAUUCUAAAAUUUCAUUCUAAAAUUAAUUGUAACUUCUAUUGAUAUAAAAUUUGUAAUACAUUAUGAAUUAAUUUUCUUACUUGAAAAGAUAUUUUUUGUAUGUUAAUAUUGAAGAUAACUAGUUGCUGUUGUAAAUUCUAGCAGAUUUUCUUCAAGUAUUUAUAAUUUAUACUUUUUAAAAUGUUGCAUAGCAUGGCACUUUUUAUAUUUAUUUUAUUUAUUGUAUAUGUAAUUUAUUUCAGAGCUUUGUAGUGCAGUUAGCUUGUUAACCUGUAAAUAUUUGUAUAUAUAUUUGUACAGAUUAUACUUUUGUGAUAUGAAACAUUUUUGUUAUGUAUUUUACAAAUAAAUAUUACUAGUAUUGUUACAUAUAAUCAACA